CUCUCUCUCUCCCUCCCUCCCUCCUUCCUCUCACCCCAACAGAAAAGCAGCUGCAGGUCAUCUGUAAGCUUAGUAUGUAUUGAUUGUGUCCCUCCUCUGGACGUAUAGCAGCAGGCUGACUGUGGCGUAGAGCAGCGGCAGUGGCUCUUUGAUGCGUGGAUCAGCAGCACUCCCCUAAUCCCCUGCAUCUCCUCCCCUCCCUCUCUCUCUCUCACACACACACAUACUAUCUCUCUGUUUUGCCUCUCUCUCUUUCUCUAUCUCUUCCCUCUCCCCGCCUCAUAUUCGUACGUGUGAACGUGUGUGGCCCCCCUACAGCCCUUCCCCUCUCUCACUGCGCACCUGACCACAGAGCUGGUGACACAGGCACUCCCUCAGAGUGAGGGGCUACCCAAGAGAGCUUCAGACGCUGAGAGAGAGUCAGAGAGAGAGAGAGAGAGGAAGAGAGAGAGAGAGAGAGAGGAGGGAUGAGGGACAGACUCCAGCUGUCACGCUGAUACACUCCGGGCUCACUCGGGGGCUGUAGCCCGCGCGCUGCUCCACAACUUCACACAACACACCACUUCUGCUGCAGCUGGCCACCGGAUAAUCCACGUUCAUGUCGUUUUGCCUGGUCGACUUUUUUGACAUGGAAUCACCCACCAAGGAGAUAGAGGAUUUCGAGAACAACUCUCUGAAGUAUCUCCAGCCGGAGCAGAUUGAGAAGAUCUGGCUGAGACUGCGAGGACUGAGGAAAUAUAAGAAGACAUCACAGAGAUUGCGAUGUCUUGUAAAACAGCUGGAGCGGGGCGAGGCCUCUGUCGUGGACCUGAAGAAAAACUUGGAGUAUGCAGCUUCUGUAUUGGAGUCGGUGUAUAUCGAGGAGACGCGGCGACUGGUGGACACAGAGGAUGAGCUCAGUGACAUCCAGUCAGACUCGGUGCCCUCAGAGGUGCGGGACUGGCUGGCCUCCACUUUCACGCGGCAGAUGGGGCUGAUGCUGAGACGGUCGGAGGAGAAGCCACGUUUUCGCAGUAUUGUCCAUGCGGUGCAGGCUGGGAUAUUUGUGGAGAGGAUGUACCGCCGGACGUCCAACAUGGUGGGAUUAAGCUAUCCACCCAGCGUGAUCACAGUACUGAAGCACGUGGAUACGUGGUCAUUUGAUGUGUUUGCUCUGAAUGAUGCAAGUGGAGACCAUGCACUGAAAUUCAUAUUUUAUGAACUUCUCACCCGAUAUGACUUAAUCAAUCGUUUCAAGAUCCCCAUUUCUGCAUUGGUGUCAUUUGUGGAGGCUCUGGAAGUGGGCUACAGCAAACACAAAAACCCCUACCAUAACCUCAUUCAUGCAGCGGAUGUCACUCAGACUGUACACUACCUUCUGCUGAAAUCUGGCAUGGUGCACUGGCUAACAGAGUUAGAAAUCUUCGCUAUGAUAUUUGCAGCAGCAGUACAUGAUUACGAACACACUGGGACCACUAACAAUUUCCACAUACAAACCAGAUCAGAUUCAGCCAUAUUGUACAAUGACCGUGCCGUGCAGGAAAACCACCAUGUGAGUGCUGCUUAUCGACUCUUACAGGACGACGAUGAGAUGAACAUCCUCUAUAACUUAUCAAAGGAUGACUGGAGAGAGUUACGGGCCCUGGUGGUAGAGAUGGUUUUGGCCACAGAUAUGUCCUGUCACUUCCAGCAGAUCAAGGCCAUGAAAAAUUUCCUCCAGCAACCAGAGGCGAUUGACAAACCAAAGGCCUUAUCCCUGUUACUGCACACUGCAGACAUCAGCCAUCCUGCCAAAAGAUGGGAGUUACACCAUCACUGGACCACCUCUCUGCUGGAGGAGUUCUUCAGGCAGGGGGAUAAAGAAGCAGAUUUGGGCCUGCCCUUCUCUCCUCUCUGUGACCGUAAAUCCACCAUGGUGGCCCAGUCUCAAAUCGGCUUCAUCGAUUUCAUCGUGGAGCCCACCUUCACCGUUCUUACGGAUAUGAUUGAGAAAAUAGUGACACCGCUCAUUGAUGAGGCAUCGCGUUCAGGGCUGGCUGGCUUUAGACGCUCGAGCUUGAAUAACAUCCCAUCAGAUGGCAAGCGUCCCACCGUGAAGAGCACAGGCUCAGAGGGCAGCACCUCCCUUCUUAGUGUCGACUUCAAGAACUUCAAGGCAACCUGGAAUGAGGAGGUGCAGCAGAACAGAGAGAAGUGGAAAGCUCAGGCAGCCAAAGACCUAGAGGAGAAGGCCAAGAAGGAGGCAGAAGAGAAAGCCAAGCAGGAGGAGGCUGAGGGAAAACAGAACAGCGAGGAACAUGCGGACACAGAGAAAAGAGACACAACACAGGACAAAGACAAGACUGAGAAAGAGGCAAAAGACACAUCACCCGCUGAACGAGACAAAGACAGCAAAUUGGAGCCAAUGAACUCCACCAAGGCUAAAGCAGACAAGAAGGAGCCCACAGAGAAGCAGCCCAAAGAGGCAGAGGGCAAUAAGGACCCAGGGGGGGCAAAUGGAACUAAAGCAGGGCCUGUUAAUGAAGGGGUGGAUUCAAAGGAGCCUGACACCAGCAGUGAUACAGACAACAGCCAGCAAGUUCAAAACGGGGAGGUGCCAGAGGAGCUGGACUCACCUGACAGUGAUGACAGUGACACAAAGAGCUCUGACGAUGCCGAUGAGGAGCACAGCAGUCACGAAAGCUCAUCCACCUCUCUAGCAGCCAGUGCGCUUGCUGCAGCCGCCUCAGCACCUGAUGCACACUAAUCACUCUUUAAUUCCCCAACAAGGACUCCGACAUCUGAGCAAGCCUGCACCUUGGCUCCAUCUGGUGGCCACACUGAUGCUUUUGGAAUGCAUUUUUCCUCUUUUUCCCUUCCUUUUGGGAUUUUAUUUGCAAAAGGACUUUCUUUUUUUUUCUUUUUUGUUUUUUUGUUUUUUUGGUGUUGCCUAAUUGUUCCUUGCUUUUACCGAUGUGUCUUUAUGGCUUCGUUGUUGGGCCUGGCAUUGCGAUGAGACUUGAAAGGGCACAGCAUGGAGACCUUUUCAUACUGUUAACCCAGUACAGGGUCAUGUUAGCCAGCGUGUGUUGCCAUAGAUGCAGGGAGAGUCUGUUAGUGCUGAAGCCAGAAGGGAGCAUAUGGCAGCCUGGCCAUCAUGGUUUCCUCCCCAGCUGAGCUCUCCCUGGAGAUGAUACACACACAGCCCACUGCCCAGCCUUCAGCUCUAUAGCUGCACGUGCCCCAGAGCUCUGUAGACACUGGCCAGAGAAGGGGGACAGACAGAGAGCCUGGAACAGACACACAGUCAGCUCGACUGGGCUUCACUCCCCACUGUAAGCCUCUUUCCAUGGCAGAACCCACAGCUGAAUGUUAAUAUUCAUGUGGAAGAACAAUUUGAAGAAUGUCUGUUUAUUUUUUUUUUUUUGUUAUUAUUAUUAUUAGUAUUAUUAUUAUUAUUGCUUGUACUGAACUACUGGGUUUAUAUGCAUUGAGAUCUGUAAAUAUGCUGGUCAAGACUUCACUAGUUUACAUUUUACAUUUGACAGUGGAAAUGUUUUCUCUUUUUUAGAUGAUUUUCUGAGGGGACAUUUGGUCAUCUGAUGAAUCAUGCAACAUUGCCUAUAUAAUGCUACUUCCAUCAUAAAACAUUCAUUUUUGUUUUUAUUUUGCUCUAACUGUAAUAAGCUCAGUUUGUAAGACUGAAAAUGUAUAAACUUGACAGAUGCCAUUCAGUUGACAUUACCACUUCUAUUUUGCCAAAAUAAUUUAGACUUAGAUGGUACAAUCUAUAUUGCUGUGAACGUAGGUUGACUAGAGAGAGAUAUUUUAAUAUAUUCAGCAGGGCAAUCUGACCUCAAAAUAUAAUGACCGAACUUGUGGCCAUGUGUCCAUGUCUCUGGUAUGGUAGGCUACAUUGGAUAAUGCUGUACAAGCUGCAAUGCCUAUAGCCUUUUGCUCCACCCCUAGCUGUUAUAAUUUUCAGUUGAUCAGGACUUGUAAUAUAAUAGAUGUACUUUCUGAUUUGAACAGUCAGUUGUAUUUUUUGAACAUUCUGUAUGUAUUUACUGUAUAUAGAGAGGGAAAUAUUAUUUAUAAACAACCGUGUACAGGUAUAGUCAUAAUUUUGAACAUUGCAGUCAACGAUGAACAUUAGACUUUUUAUGCCAUGGAUGGUUUGCAUCAUUGCAAAUUCAUUCUCUUUCACCAGGUAUGUUUGAUUUAAUUGGGAUUUGGGAGGGAUGCAACUUUCUUUUUUUUAUUUUCAUGUGCUUGGAGAUGCUUCUCCAAUCUUCCUCAGACUGUUUUAUUAUGUUACAACCGUAUGACGCAAUUAAUCAAAUCUUUGAGCACAUGAGCUGCCAACACUUCUGCUCUUUUACACCCAAGCCAUAAUGAUUGAGUUUUUUUUUGUUUUCUCUUGAAUUUAAUAUCUCGUUGUGUAAAGUCUAAGCAGCCUUUCUAAAUACCAUACUGACAAAUUCAUGCAUUGAGGAUACUGUCUAUUAGGAACAAGUAAAAAUUAUCCGUACUAAAGGUGACUGUAAUUCAAAGCACAUACUAAUGGUGCUGGGUAUUAAGAUGUAAGUAAAGUGGAGCAGUACCAGAAUUAAUGGGGGCAGUCUAAUCUAAAAAAAAAAAAGCAAAUAUUUUAAAAGAUACCCCCGGACAGCACAAAUGCCAUACAUACCAUAUAUGCCAUAAAAGUGUUUCUUUUUGGUUUCUUUCUUUUCUUUUCUUUUAUUGGUAGGGUAUUUUGAAUAGCUAACAAAAUCACUGUGUGAAAUAUUGUUGCCUUGACCAAAGAGAUAGAUUGUUAUUUUGAUUAUUUAAUUGUUCCCAAACUAGCACAAACCAUGAUAGAACAUGAAUCAGAAGAGUCAUGACAUACUGUGCAAGUCUUUAUUUUUAUGAAGGUUAUUAUGCUUAAAAAAUAAUUGUUGCCUUAAAUCCAUCAUUUUAUUGCACCACUGACAUGUGAUCCUUCUGGACCUCAGUGUAGUAUCGGGUGUUUCUUUUCAGUUCGUCUUGGAGAGAAGUUCUUCAAUAGAAUGUUUACUGGUUGUUAGACUUAUUUCUAUGCCACCCUUUGUAUCUAUUGCGUGUUAUGAGUACAAAUAUUCUGCUUAAUUUCUAUCUGUGUGCUCAGUGAUUAGCCAUGUUAAAUCUGAUUAGCAGGUGACCGUGCAUCAGAGCAGCCAUUGCCAUCAAGCUUUUUUUUCUGUCUGUGACAGUCUAUAAUAUGGUCAAAUCUAAAUGUAAGCUUUGUAGUGAACACACAUCUAAUUGUUCUUGGCCCAUUGACAGUUCUGCUGAUAUUAAAUGUGAGUGAAAUCAUUUUUCCUCAUAUCCUGACACCAGCAAACUUAAACGGUUGAAGUAGAGCUGGACAUCAUUUUGAAUUGGUGACAUUUAUGCUCAGUGUUGCUGCUGUAAUUGAAUGGCUAAUACAAACACUCUGUUUCUCUUGACUCUAACGGUCAUUUUAGAGUAGUAUUACAUUGAGUGGGGAGAUGAGUGCAGCACGGCUAGGCCUGUGUUAACUGCAAAGCAUGUGAAGCAUGUUUCUGUUUGCUUACAAACCACUAGCGCCACCAGAGAUCAGUUACAAUAAGCAGCGUCAGUUAAAUAUUCAAGAAGAAAUGUUGUCAAGUCUAAAACAGCAGUAAAUAUGGUACAGUAAAAUAUUGCCUUAAUGAAUUUCUGUUCUUAGUUCUGCUUUGUACUAGCAAACUGCCAGAUGUUUAGAAAAAUUUUAAAUUCAUAUGUAUGUUACAUGUCUGUCAACCGCUUUGUUUUGGUCAUAGCUCUGUUUUCCACUUUAGACGUAAGAGCAAAUUCUCUCAAACUGAAAAAGGGGAUUGAUCUGUAAUAGAAACUAGAUCAGCUUAGUGUCAAAAAUGAAGGGUGGACUAAAAAAAAGUAUCAAGGUCAGAUUUGUUUAAUUAACAGGAUGUUUUAUAGCUCAGUGCCAUAAACUAUAAGUUGUCUUGUGCACUGCACUGUUAGACAUAGUACAUUUUUUCUGAUGUUCCUUGAUGUUCCUGCCCAACAUUUGUUUUUCAUAUUCAUUUGUUCUAUACUGUUUUGUGCACUCUUCCCAAGAUUUUAUGAUAUACAAUUAUGCAUUUAUGUGUGUCUUUGUGAGGUUGACACCUAAUCAUACAUUUACACUCCUCCUUGUUGUCCUGUUCAAACCCUUUCUUUUGUUAUUAAGGGAGGAAAAUGAUCACAAACCAAGAGAGACGUGGUGGUGUGAUCGCAUUUGUUCCGAUGCUCCAUUAUUGCACUGUUGUGACAAUAAAUCUGAACUCAAAGGGCUCA
This is a messenger RNA of Colossoma macropomum (tambaqui), 6282 nucleotides long. RefSeq names its product calcium/calmodulin-dependent 3',5'-cyclic nucleotide phosphodiesterase 1A-like. Gene Ontology annotation, biological process: signal transduction. NCBI's taxonomy places the organism in Eukaryota, Metazoa, Chordata, Actinopteri, Characiformes, Serrasalmidae. Gene Ontology annotation, molecular function: 3',5'-cyclic-nucleotide phosphodiesterase activity. The transcript is spliced from 17 exons. Bases 599 to 2725 code for a protein of 708 amino acids. The record is from RefSeq and is a predicted model, not a curated record.